AUGGAAACCACAAGGCUAUCCUUGCUCUCUCUUCUUCCGUUCCUUCUCCUCGCGAUCGCUGCCGAGGCAACCGGCGGCGAGCUCAGCACGUUCAUCGUCCACGUGCAAGCAGAGGAAAACCACGUGUUUGGCACCGCGGACGACCGGAAGGCGUGGUACCACUCGUUCCUCCCGGAACAUGGCCGGCUCGUGCACGCGUACCAUCACGUCGCCAGCGGGUUCGCGGCCCGGCUGACGCGGCAGGAGCUGGAGGCGGUGUCCGCCAUGCCCGGGUUCCUCAGCGCGACCCGCGCCCGGACGUACACCACGCUCACGACGCACACGCCCGAGUUCCUGGGGCUGAACCUGGAGGAGCAGGGGCGGCGGAACUACACGUCGGAGUUCGGCGCCGGGGUCAUCGUCGCCGUGAUCGACACCGGCAUCUUCCCGGACCACCCGUCCUUCAGCGACGACGGCAUGCCGCCGCCGCCGGCCAAGUGGAAGGGGCGCUGCGACUUCAGCGGCACCUCGUGCAACAAUAAGCUCAUCGGCGCGCGCAACAUGGUCGCCGCCCUCAACGGCCCGAACGGCACUUCCGCGCGGGUCCCGCCGGUCGAUGAGUUUGGGCACGGGACUCACACGGCAAGCACCGCCGCUGGGGCGGUCGUGCCGGGCGCUAAUGUGCUCGGCCACGCAUGGGGCACCGCCGCCGGGAUGGCGGUCCGCGCGCACAUCGCCAUAUACAAGGUGUGCUACGGAAAAGUUGUAGUAGACUGCGAGGAUGCCGACAUACUGGCUGGCAUUGACGCCGCCGUGGGCGACUGCUGUGACGUCAUCUCCAUGUCUCUCGGCGGGCCGUCGGUGCCCUUUCACCUAAACCCUAUGGCCAUCGGGACGUUCGGUGCCAUGGAGAAGGGCAUUUUUGUGAGCAUGGCUGCUGGCAACUCCGGCCCGGGAGAGAGCACCGUGAUAAACGAGGCUCCAUGGAUGCUCACCGUGGCCGCGAGUACCAUGGACCGCUCGAUUCGUUCGACCGUGCAGCUGGGGAACGGCGCGUAUUUCCACGGCGAGUCGCUAUACCAGCCAAACGUUGGCUUCUGCCCGUUGGUCUACGCGGGCGCGAGUGGGAAGCCAUUCGCCGAGUUCUGCGGAAACGGCAGUCUGGACGGCUUCGACGUCAAGGGCAAGAUAGUGCUGUGUGAACUCACGAAAAACAUCUCGGUGAUCAACCAAGGUGAGGUAGUGGAGAGUGCCGGCGGCGUCGCCAUGAUCUUGGCGAGCCCGUUUUUCCGAGGGUACGACAAGUUAGCCCAGGCGAACAUCCUCCCGGCGUCGAGCGUCGACUACCUCGUGGCCGCAGCCAUCAAAUCCUACCUCAACUCCACGGCGAACCCGGUUGCGCGUAUGGGCUUCAGGGGUACAUUACUCGGCACGUCACCUGCUCCGUCGAUCAUCUUCUUCUCGUCUCGCGGGCCUAGCCGUCAGGGCACUGGCGUUCUGAAGCCCGACAUCACGGGCCCCGGAAUGAACGUGCUCGCGGCAUGGCCUUUUCAGGUUGGCCCACCGUCGGCGCCGGUUCUCCCUGGGCCGACCUUCAACAUCAUCUCCGGCACGUCCAUGUCCACACCGCACCUUGCCGGCAUCGCCGCUUUAAUCAAGAGCAAGCACCCGGACUGCUUCCUGGAAUUCGACUGCGCCCGUCGUCGUCAGGCGCAAGGUGAAAAACGUCGGGGAGGUGCCUUCGGUGUACUACGCGGCGAUCGACAUGCCGAGCAGCACCGUAAGCGUGGACGUAUUUCCGAGGGACCUGGAAUUCAUCAAGCCAAACCAGGAACUGACUUUCUCGGUAUACGUGUGGCCGAGGCAGAGUGCUGCGAGGGUGCUACAGGGACGAAAGCUGGUGGCAGCAGAUCUGAUGACAACGUCAACGCAAUGAAGGCCGCUGACCCUGGCCUAGUCUACGACAUUACUCCUGAAAAUUACAUCGGCUACCUCUGUAGCAUGUACACGAGCCACUUCCUGGAAUUCGACUGCGCCAUUGGUGGUAAGGCGCAAGGUGAAGAACGUCGGUGA
Messenger RNA from Triticum aestivum (bread wheat), 2052 nucleotides. RefSeq names its product subtilisin-like protease 4. The record is from RefSeq and is a predicted model, not a curated record. Gene Ontology annotation, biological process: proteolysis. The transcript has 4 exons. The coding region runs from base 1 to 2052 and encodes 683 amino acids. NCBI's taxonomy places the organism in Eukaryota, Viridiplantae, Streptophyta, Magnoliopsida, Poales, Poaceae. Gene Ontology annotation, molecular function: serine-type endopeptidase activity.